Molecule: messenger RNA, 576 nt
Organism: Melampsora larici-populina 98AG31
Lineage: Eukaryota; Fungi; Basidiomycota; Pucciniomycetes; Pucciniales; Melampsoraceae
Exons: 3
Biological process (GO): fatty acid elongation, saturated fatty acid; fatty acid elongation, monounsaturated fatty acid; fatty acid elongation, polyunsaturated fatty acid
Cellular component (GO): endoplasmic reticulum membrane
Molecular function (GO): fatty acid elongase activity
Source: RefSeq, a predicted model, not a curated record
GUGGUUUAUCCCGCAGCUAGUAAUUCACUCUUCAAUUUCUUUCAAGGCGUAGCAAAUCAUCCUUAUCCCAAGAUACCACCUAGAAUCCCAAUAAGUCAAAGUCUAUAUGAGUUCACCCUCCAACCUAUGUUCCCCGUUACAGCUGUGAUAGCAUAUGUAGCUAUGAUUGGAUGGUUAAAUCGUCAACAAGAUGGAAAGAAUAGGAUGAAAGGAGAAUGGUGGAAGGCUGCUGUGGUGGUCCAUAAUCUACUAUUGGCGGCUUACAGUUUUUGGACGUUCAAAGGAACUGCCGCCGGAACAUUCCAAUACUUCUUACGGGGAUAUCGCAGCGCAGGUCUCGAUGGAAUCUUACACACCUUUUGUGAUACCUCAAUGCAUUUAUGGGAUAAUACUAUGUCAACUUACAGUUAUUGGUUCUAUCUCAGCAAGUACUGGGAGAUUAUUGAUAGUUUAAUUUUGAUUGGUAAAGGAAGAAAAGCAAGCCUUUUACAAGAAUAUCAUCAUGCUGGCGCUAUCAUGACGGUUUGGAGUGGUACACGCUACGAAUCCCCAGCUUCGUGGCUCUUCGUAGUCUUC